UGUAAAUUUCUCAUUGGACAAUGCUCCAUGGUUGGGUAGACCAAUUGAAGUUGAUAGCAAUCAAAUAGAGACAUUAAUUGAGAACAAUCAGCGUUAUACCACACAGGAGGUAGCCAACAUACUCAAAAUAUCCAAAUCAACAGUUACUGGUGAAAAUGAAAAAUGUGUAUUUUAUUUUACAGGAAAAAACUAAAUAGACCUUUUGGCCAACUCCAAUACCUCCUGAUAUGCCUUCCUUAUAGAUUCUAAGCUCAGUGAGGCCUGUGAGUUUUUUCUGUAAUACUUUAUGGUUUGGUACAUUGUGGAUAAUCCAGAAAUACUUGUUGAAGAAAGGGGAUUGUGAGGCUGAGGGUGGGCUAUUCCAGGCAGAGGGAAUAAUGUGUAUAAAGACAUAAAGAUGAGAAACUGUUUCAGUGGUGGAGUGUAACGUGCGUGCUGGGGCAUAUAAGGAGAAAGGCUGGUGGGGCGAUGGGGACAGUGUGGAGGACCUUCUGUGUCACCUUAAAGAGUUUGCACUUGAUCCUGUAGGCAAAUAGAGGCCUCCAAGACAUAGCUCAAAAGGCGUCUCAGCAAGAGCUGCCUAUUUUUCUCCUCCAAAGCUGUUACUUCUCCUUAUUAAUUCUGAGGACAGGAGGAGUUAAUGCAUACUGUGCUCUCUCUCCAGAGCACAUAACUAAGGAUUUUCAGAAUGGCUGCAGCUCCUCAGGCACCAGGGAGGGGCUCUGUUCGGAAGACAAGACCUGUAACUGUAAAGACAUCACUGAACAACCCGUACACUAUCUGCUGGAGUGCUCUGGAAAGAGAGGAUAUGCACUUCAUCUUACAAACACUUGAAGACAGAUUUAAAUCUAUUGGGCUUGAGAAGAUUGAGGAUAAGAAAAGAAGUAAAAAGCAGCCUUUUUUAAAGAAACAAGGCAGAGAGAAACAUAGCAUAGAUGUUGAUAUGAGUGAGGCUCUGGAGGAAAAACCAGAAGAUAACCAACAAGUGUCAGGGUGGACUUCUGUCCAUGUGAGGAAACAGCUUGCCAUUGGCGUUAAUGAAGUCACCAGGGCUCUGGAAAGGAACGAACUGCUUUUAGUUUUAGUGUGUAAGUCAGCCAAGCCUGCAAUCAUCACCUCACACCUCAUUCAGUUAAGUUUAAGCAGGACGGUUCCUGCUUGUCAGGUUCCCCGUCUCAGUGAGAGAAUUGCACCUGUCAUUGGCUUAAAAUGUGUCCUGGCUUUGGGAUUCAAAAAGAACACCACUGACUUUGUCAAUGAAGUAAAAGCUAUAAUCCCCAGAGUACCCCGUUUAAAUGUACCAUGGCUUCAAGACAGACUUGAAGACUCCAGGGAAACUUCAGAGUCUGAAUCUUUGGAAAACCAAGACAAAGAGAUUUUGGACACUUCCUUUGAAGACCUCUCUAAACAGAGGAAAAAGCCAGCUGAACGUCAGCAGGCUGUAGUGCUACAACCCCUUAAAAUAAAGAAACUGAUUCCAAACCCUAAUAAAAAGAGGAAACCACCCAAAAGUAAAAAAACUAUUUCAAAGUAAUCUUGUGUAACCUUGUCACUUCAUACAAUUGAAAGUGAAACCUUGUAAAAAAAAAAAAAAAACCUUGAAUAAACUGAGUUACUUUUACGUAGAUUCAUGGGAUAUUGGUAAUGUGCCUUUCAAGUGUGUGAGACUUUAGACAGCAGAGAGAUGCUGAAGCUUAAAGACACUUAAGUGCAGAAAACAGAAGUAUAUGUAUCAAAAGUUUAUUGAAAAUGUUUAUACUUGUGUAAGCUCACUUUUUAAAAGGCUGGCACAAUGCUUGUGAGCAAGAACAUCUUUCUCUCAAACUUGGAAAAUGUACCACAAUAAAACAUGGUUCUAGUUAGUAGGGUAGAUGAAACUGGAUUGCGAAUUUGUCAGUAGUUUUAAAGGAAAGAUAUUAAGUGCUAAGUAAUAACAUUGUCUUUAGAAAUAAUACAUCAGUUUUGAUUUCCUGUCGAUUUGACUUUCUUUGGGUAGGUAUAAGCAAGGGCUUGGGAGAAUGGCUUGGUAUUUACAGAAAAAGCCAGAUAAGGUCUUUUGAGUAGUUAGAAUUCACCCUUUUACAUGGUUAACAUUUCCUUGGAAAUUUAACAUGUAUAAAAAGUAUGAUGGUAAUUGGGUGAAGGGAGGCAGGAACAGAAUUAAAACACUGAGGAGCCUGAAUUCUCAGAGAUGGGUCUGCAAUGAUGGGCAUCCUUCAAGUUAGGAAAUGGGGCAUAAGUCAACACUCUGUGUUAAAGUGGUUGCUACUACAGUGUGUGUUUGGAAAAGUUACUUUCUCUAAUUUAGGGGGACAACUUGCCAAGUUUAUUUUCAGCGUAAA
Molecule: messenger RNA, 2342 nt
Organism: Pteronotus mesoamericanus
Lineage: Eukaryota; Metazoa; Chordata; Mammalia; Chiroptera; Mormoopidae
Gene: RPP38
Product: ribonuclease P/MRP subunit p38
Exons: 3
Coding region: 689-1534 (281 amino acids)
Biological process (GO): tRNA 5'-leader removal
Cellular component (GO): fibrillar center; nucleolar ribonuclease P complex; ribonuclease MRP complex
Molecular function (GO): ribonuclease P activity; ribonuclease P RNA binding
Source: RefSeq, a predicted model, not a curated record